AUGUCCUACAUCGUCCACAGCCAGCCGUGCCGCGUCUGGGUUGGCAUCCAGGGUGGCCACAGCCUCCGGGGCUGUGGAGCGGAGCUGUUGUAUGCUGGCAGCGGGUCGGGUGUGGCGGGUCGUGGCUACCCAGUUGCGGCAGGCCACCUGACCAUUUGGAUUGCCACUUGCUCAUUCAGCAAGUCACCCAUCAUGCAGUUGAGCUCAGGCACUCGAAAGCUGUCAGCCAUCAUUGCUGUGGUGGUGGCGGCCUGGAAGAGCUGGGUGGAGGCUGCAACACCCACCCGUCUGAGGGCCUGCAGAGCUGUCGAGGCCUGGGUUUUCUACGAAAUUGCAGUCCCCACACCAGACGAGCAGUGUCCCCUCCACAGCAGCAGCUCUCACUCUGGGGCCAAGGUAGAGUUGCCGGCAGAGGGUGGAUGCAACCGGGCGGCUGACAUAUCCUGCGUGAGUGAAGAUGCCAAGCGCCUCCAGAGUUCCACAAUCAAUGGUGAAGUUGUGACCUUCAACUACCGGACGAAAAAAUGGAAGGGCGAGCAGUUCGGCUUGCUUAUCUUCGAGAAGCUGGGUAACACCUUCCCAGUGACCCCAGCUACGGGAUUGCGCCUGUGCAUGGUGCUGCAAACCGGCGGCUCCUGCAGUACACCCGCGGGAAUGUGCCAGGGCGGCGCCAGCAGCGGCAGCUGCGUCUACUUGCUGUCUGAUGCUGUCUACUCUUGCUGUGCAGUCAGUGAAGCGCUGCUCUGA
Molecule: messenger RNA, 747 nt
Organism: Volvox carteri f. nagariensis
Lineage: Eukaryota; Viridiplantae; Chlorophyta; Chlorophyceae; Chlamydomonadales; Volvocaceae
Exons: 4
Coding region: 1-747 (248 amino acids)
Source: RefSeq, a predicted model, not a curated record